Messenger RNA from Fundulus heteroclitus (mummichog), 5678 nucleotides. RefSeq names its product BTB and CNC homology 1, basic leucine zipper transcription factor 2b (gene bach2b). Gene Ontology annotation, molecular function: protein binding; RNA polymerase II cis-regulatory region sequence-specific DNA binding; DNA-binding transcription factor activity, RNA polymerase II-specific. Gene Ontology annotation, biological process: regulation of transcription by RNA polymerase II. The transcript is spliced from 6 exons. NCBI's taxonomy places the organism in Eukaryota, Metazoa, Chordata, Actinopteri, Cyprinodontiformes, Fundulidae. The record is from RefSeq and is a predicted model, not a curated record. Bases 530 to 3037 code for a protein of 835 amino acids.
CGCGCGCUUCCCGCCCACAGCAACGCAAAGUAGUGCGCGCCUACGAUGUUGUGAAUGAGGGAGUGGGGUGACGUCAACGGGUGAAUGUCAACAAUGUAGCCACUGAGAGUAGGCGUUCCAGUUGAGUGUAACAAACAGCGGAGACGGAGCGGCACGCCGCGAAGGAUCAACGCACACAGAUACACGCGCGCGCGCGCGUCCACAACGGGCCGUAGAAUUACAGAAGGGGUUGUUUUUUUUAUUUUAUUUUUUUUACCUCGUUCGUGUAAGCGAGAAAACGCACUCCAGUUGCGGCGACUGGGAAGAAAAAUAACAUCUCACCUUCUGCAGACGAGAGGCUUUGAGGAAACGACAAAGCGAGCCAUCAUGUGAAAGAACUUAUGUGGGAAACAGACAAAAGGGCUGGAAUACGACAGGAAUAGAAAGUAAAAGGGACGCCCUCUUCACGCUCUGCCAAGCUGCCAAUCAUCUGUCGGACCUCGCAUCUUUCUGACUGAUAGUGAUGUGUCCUCACACUGCUCGUGGAUAAAUGAUCACUAAUCAGCUCCCGAAGAUGAAGGACAAGUCUGGUGUGAGCGGAAUGUCCGUGGAUGAGAAGACUGAAGACCCAAUGUAUGUGUAUGAGUCGACGGUUCAUUGUACCAAUAUCCUCCUCUGCCUUAAUGACCAGCGGAAGCAGGAUAUCCUGUGUGAUGUGACAGUCCUGGUGGAGGGCAAGGAGUUUCGUGGGCACCGGGCCGUGCUGGCUGCCUGCAGCGAGUAUUUUCUCCAGGCACUGGUUGGCCAAGCAGAGAAUGCCUUGGUGGUUAGCCUUCCUGAAGAGGUUACUGCCAGGGGGUUCGCCCCAUUGUUGCAGUUCGCCUACACUGCUAAGCUGUUACUCAGCAGAGAAAACAUUCAGGAGGUCAUCCGCUGUGCAGAAUUCCUGCGCAUGCACAACCUGGAGGACUCGUGCUUUCGCUUCCUAGAAGCUCAGCUACGCAGAGAGGAAGACAGCCUCAUGCUUUGCCACAGGGGGGCACCGGAGGCAAUCAACUCAGAGGAUGAAAGCAUGCAGUCAGAGAGUGAAAGACCCGCCUCCCCCAUGACCCGACAUUGUGGAGACACCCUCACCUCCUUUCAAAACCCUGACGAUGACAGGUUAGCAAUGACUGUGUCCAGUAACUUGACAGACGGCAACCUGGACUUUGAGCGACACGGAGCAUCAGAUCUACCACGAUGCCCAAAGUACCGAAAAUAUCAGUGGGCUUGUAACAAGCACAAUAAUGACACCUCCUCACACACCAGUACCUCAGGUUUUCCAAGCACAAUUAAGGAGAGCAGCAUUAGUGGGGUUGUGCAGGGUCAGGGCAGGCUGCCUGUAAUGCAAAUAAAAGUUGAACCACAGGCAGAGGAAGAGGCCAUUUCAUUGUGCCUGUCAGGGGAUGAACAUGAUGUCAUGGAUAAGGAAAGUGUGACAGCCAUGGAAAUGGAUAACCCUCUAUCUCUGGAAAGAACCAAGAGAACUAAGUCCCCAUCUUGCCUCCAAGCCUUCUUUAAGAAAGGAGUAGACCUUCCUAGUCUGUCCAACACAUCACAGCAGCUGUUCCCCAACAGACUUGUCUGCCCCCAGGACAAAGGAAACUCUCAGGGAGAUCAUAAAAAAGACUUAAGGCCUUUUAGUGCGGAACUGGAUCUGUCUAUUACAUCCCCAAAGGAGGUAGAUGGUUUACCUGCAGGGUUGUCCCUCAAGUCUGCUUCCUGUGAUGGGGUCUGCAAACAGGAAGUUGAGUUGGACCGCCGUAGUGUCAUCUUCUCCUCAGGGGCGUCCAAUCGCCUGGGAGCGCCAGCACAUUCCUACCCUGGUGGGAACUCUUUGGAGAUGGAGCUCUCUGAGCAAGUGACUAAAGGACUGUGGGCUGGAGCUUGCCAGUCCCUCCCUAACUCCCAGACUUAUUCUCCCAGCACCACUUCCUCUGAGCCCCCUGUCCUGUCCCGUCCACGGCCCAACACCAGCUGCCCAGUGCCAAUCAAAGUAUGCCCACGCUCGCCGCCUUGUGAGACACGCACCAGAACUUCCAGCUCCUGCUCCUCUUACUCCUAUGCAGAGGAUGGUAGUGGAGGCUCUCCCUGCAGCCUGCCCCAAUUUGAGUUCUCCUCCUCACCAUGCUCUAACGUGGCACGAUGCCUCAAUGUGGACCAGCAGGAGCAAAGUGUAGGAGGAGAUGCUCGUUUCAACCAGGUGCGACCCAAAAUUAAAUGUGAGCAAUCCUACGGAACCAACUCGAGUGAUGAGUCCGGCUCCUUUUCAGAAGGAGACAGUGAGUCCUGCCAUGUCCAGGAGCGGGGGCCAGAGGUAAAGCUUCCUUUUCCUAUUGAUCAAAUCACAAAUCUUCCACGGAAUGACUUCCAGAUGUUGGUAAAAAUGCACAAAUUAACGUCGGAGCAGCUUGAGUUCAUCCAUGAUGUGCGGCGGCGGAGCAAAAACCGCAUUGCGGCGCAGCGUUGCCGCAAAAGGAAGCUUGACUGCAUUCUGAACCUGGAGUGUGAGAUCAGGAAACUGGUGUGUGAGAAGGAGAAGUUGCUGACAGAGAGGAACCAGCUGAAGGCAUGUAUGGGUGAACUGUGGGAGAACUUCUCCUGCCUGUCCCAGGAGGUGUGCCGGGAUGUCCAACUGAGCCCAGAGCAGGUCCAGUCCUUACACCACUACUGCCCUGUGCUGCGACCCGCCAACUCUACUGCCAGCAACAACACAGGCCAUGAGCCCCGGCCCCCCACCCUCAGCACCCCAGCCACCACCAGCAUUGACCUCACUAGUCACUCCGGCUCAGCCACGCCAGAACCCAGCUUCCAGGGGUCACCGGGACCCUCAGAGAAUGAGCCCGAAUCCACCGUCAGAAACGGGGCGGACCAGGUUACGGACGGCCGUGACACCAGCUUGUACACAACAUCAGAGCCAAUGGAAAAAUCCAACCAAACAGUAACGGUGGAUUUUUGCCAGGAAAUGACUGAGAAAUGUACAACUGACGAGCAGCCAAGGAAGGACAGUACCAAGUAGAGGUGGCUUUUUAUUCUUUUGUUUUGAAUGUUUUUGUAUUAUUUAAUUUUACUCCUCCGACAAACCCUUUCUCUGGGUUGUGAGAUGGUCAGCCUCUGCCAGUGUUCACUGAAAAAAAACAAGCUUUGUAUUUAUGUCUUUUUGUGUUGUUUUUGUUUCCUUAUGUUUUGUUGAAACGGUUGACACUAAAAUUGUCUUAACAGCAGCAAUACUGUUCUACAGGCUUGUUCCUCUAACCCUGACAGAGUGGGAACCUCUCACCAAACUCUUCCAAUGGUGCUAUACCCGGCCGGCAGGAGCCUCUGCAGGACAGCCUGCCGUUCACGUGUCACACAUCACAACUUCAAGCUGAACCUCAUUGGACCUAAGCAGAAGCUCUCUUUUUGUACAAACAGAAUCUCUGUUUCUGCCUUCCUCUCGUCCUUUUCUCCUUCUACCACUCUGUCUUCAGUAGCUGUGCUCACACAGCUCUAGAGAUGUUAAGACACAAAUGUGUGCAGAAUUACCUCUGAACUACAUCGACAGAUUAUCAACUACCCAGUAACUCCUGAUGGUGAGGAGCAUUUCUAAGGAAAGUUGCCUGUGAGAUGUUAUUUCUUCUCUUAAGUGUUAGUAAGCGCUCAAAAUCUCCUGAUAAAUUUAGCCCAAAUUCUUUGGUCCUUAUUUCAAGAUUGAUAUACGUAACAGCUCUAAAUUAAGACUAACAAAUUCCUACUGUACAUGAGGCUAAAAUCUCACAGAAUACCAACCAGAGACGACGUGAAAACAUCAGCAUGGCUGAAGAAAAAAACUAUUGGGUAAUUAGUGGAUAUUUUCCAAGCUUGUAUGUUGCAACAAAUAAUGUUGAUAGCAGCCCAUAAUCUAAUAAUUUUUUGCCAUUUUUAAUGUAAUAAAGCCAAUGCCUUAAUACUUUAUUUUAUUUGUGUAGCAUUUAAGAUUACUUUUUCUUGUAAAUACAUUUUUUUUUGCAGUUGUGGUCCAAGAUGCUCAUCAAAACUAAGUAUAAUGGUUGGUAUAGUUCAUAUAGUGCAUUAUUUAAUUAAGGAUAUGCAGCGCUCUCUGUCGGUUGUAGCCAACUUGACAAUUGUCUGUAAAAAGUCCCUAUUUGCGAUGUUAUUUGCUUGGAUAAUAAAGUCAUGAGAGCAUGUAUGGAUAAAUAUUGAAUUAAUUGCUUUGAAACGCAUGUGGAAUAGGAAUGUGCUAGAAUAGAGGAAUAGAACAGUGGUCGUCAGUUACAGCUCUGCUGGCAACGUGUAUUGGGUCUAAGAUUGUGAGAAUAUUAAAUUAUUGUCAGAUCUGGAAUUACUGGCCACUGUUCCAUCCUGGGUUGCUACAUAGUAUUUUACUGAAAUUUAAACUUAAAUUGCAUAAAUUGAUCUGGAACAUCCUCAGUUGGCCACCAGAUAGCAGCAAAAAGGUGAUUGUUUGCAUUGAUCAGAGAUUAUGCCGCAGAUCUGGGCUUCUGGUGUCAGUAAGGCUCAGUUCCCUUCAACGCAGCAGCUGGAACCGACAUCAUACCCAGUUUAACACUGUUUCAGUCUAAAACCCAACGGAUUUUGGGAAUUGUGCUCAGUAUCUCUAUUAGCAGCAAGCCCAUAACAACGCACUUGUCUGCAUUUUAUGCCUUCAGCAACCUAGAACUCGUCUUAAAACCCAUUUUUGUUCUUUUAACACCUGAGAAACUUUUUUUUGAUCUUGUUUAGUUUAAAAUGGUUUUAUUGUGUUUAAUCUUUUAUAUUUUAUCCUUUCAUAUAUCAUAUUUUUAGAUUUUACUAAUAACUGUAUGUCUAAAAUUUGCAGUUUUAUGUAGCACUUUAUUUCAGCUAUGGCUGUUUUAAAGGGCUUUCUGAAUAAAGUUGGGAUGGUAUGGCAUCCAAUGAUACAUGACAGUAUCAUGUCAACUACAUAUUGAGAAAAAAGAGUGUCACAGAUGCGAAGAAGUUAUUAAGUUGUCAGCAGGCUGUAGUAAUGUUAGAUUUGUCGGUGAGUGUUGACAGUAGUAAACACUACCUUGUUGUCAAUGAAAAAAGCUUUCCUGAGAAAACUAAAAAACUAAGAAGCAAAAGAAAAUUUUCCUCCAGCUCAACUGUCAUCACUGGUGAGGGAGCUACGACUAACCACUUUUAAACUUGGAAACUUGUGACUUCCAACUAAAAAUGGAGUCCAUCAUGAUUUGGGAGAAAUUAUUGCUUGGAAGGGACUCACUUUGUAGAUGACUUCUUUUUUAUUUAUCUCAAUACGUUGUAUCCAUUUACUUGCCAUCUUUUAGACCCGAAAAAUGCUUACAGGGUCUCAUUAACCUGAAAAAAUAUUUAGUGCUAAAAUGAGAUUGGGCAGCAACUUUGGAGAAAGUUCUGAUUGAAUUCUGCACACAUUCGUACACACCUGUCGGACGUUUGUGUGUGAAAACAGCUUGUUGGUCUCUCUCUACCUCUGUCUACCUCUCUGUCCUGCUCUGUUUCUUCUAUGAAUAUAUCUCAGUGGCCCUUUUCGUCACCAGAAUUCAAACUCAGGAAAAAAAAAAAAUUCUGAAUGUUCAACCUAAUUCAUUGAAAAUGAGAUCAGAGCUUCUGUACAGCGGGAAGUUACAAUGCAGUUAGACUGUAAAAUGUUCAUAUGCAAAAAAAAAAAAAAAAAAAAA